AUGACAUACAAGAAGGCAUCAAAGCCAACAAGUGCAGAUAUACACAAAACGAGUUUUGUUAUUUGGCAAAUGAAGGGUUUUACACGACACUUAAUAUCAAUGGGGGUAACUAUAAGUUGUGAUAAUGCAAAGAUUUGCCAAGUCAUUGAUGGUGAUAAAAUCGAUAUAUCAUGUAAAAGUGAAUUUGUAUUAAAAUUAAACAUGUUGUGUUCACACGACACAAACUGUGUUAAUAAUAGUGGAAAUGUGUGUACAACAUGCCCACAAAACCAUCACAUUGAAAGUGGUGGAUGUAUUUCCAAUGACAACGAGUGUGUGAUUCAAAACAAAAAGAUUUGCAUUUUGUGUAACAACAAAAUAAAUGUAGAUGGGAAAUGCGUUUCAACCGAUUCAAUCAACUGUAAAGAGUUUGUUGGUGGUGUUUGUACGCAAUGUGAUGACGAUCGUUACAAAGACACGACUGGGUGUUUGCCAAAACAAGACAAAUACCCAGACUGUGAAUAUGUGACACUCGAUUUUCAAUUAAAAAGUGAAACAACAACAGACAACUGCAUGUUGAGAAGUUCAAAGGGAUGUAUGCGAUGUAAAGACGGGUAUUACAUAAUGAACUCACUUUGUGUGAGAUGUGAGUACCCAUGCACACACUGCUCCAAUUUGACGUAUUGCACAAAGUGUGAUGCGUACUCGUACACCAAGAAUGGCAAGUGUUUUGAAUACAAUGAGUUAUUAAGUGUGUGUGAUGUGAUGAUGUCGACAUUCGAGGGGUGUGUUGUGUGCAAAGAUGGGUACAUACGAUCAAGUGAUGGAAAGCAGUGCGUUAGAUGUGACACAUCUUGUAAAACGUGUUCCAAUGAUGGGGAUUGUGUUAUUUGUAGUGAUGGAUAUUACAGAACUCCGAACAACAACACUAAGCUGUGCAACCCACAAACAGAAUUAAACAACUGUUUGAACAAAACAACGAGUGGCUGCACACUAUGUGAAGAUGGUUUUGCACUAAAAGAUAAUUUGUGUCACAAAUGUGGUGAAAACUGCACAUAUUGUGAUGCCACUUUUGAGUGUUCAAAAUGUGGUGAUAACAACAUUCUGAAAGACUGCGUGUGUGUUCACUUCUCACAAAUACCAAACUGCAUUUCAUCACAAAAUUCACUUUGUUUGGAGUGUGCAGAUGGCUACAAGUUGAGUGACGACAAAAUUGAGUGUUUUGCAAACACGAAUUAUGGGAUGGUUGUUGGUCUUCCAGUUGCAUGUGUUGUUGUGUUUGUUGUAAUAUUUAUCUCAAUAAUAACAAUUAUUGUUUUAUUUGUGUUAAAAAAGAAUACAAAUGAACACACCGAAAACAUUUGGGUCUUCAAGAUGAGUCGCUCCAAUAUGAUGAUGACUAAACUUGAAAGCGACAUUCUAUCAAAAAAUGAAAUUUCAUUUGGUAAUGAAAGUGACAAAAUCCAAAUUGAAAGUGAAAAUCGUGAAUUGUUGUGUGUUGGCAACUCGUCUAAAGGUAACAUGAAAAUUCAAAUCACAACAAAAGACAAAUGCGACAAAUACAAAAUUCGCACAGAACCAAAAAUAGUGACUUUAAAAAGUGGGUUUGCAUGA
This is a messenger RNA of Entamoeba invadens IP1, 1593 nucleotides long. RefSeq lists its product as hypothetical. The record is from RefSeq and is a predicted model, not a curated record. The transcript has 2 exons. NCBI's taxonomy places the organism in Eukaryota, Evosea, Mastigamoebida, Endamoebidae. Bases 1 to 1593 code for a protein of 530 amino acids.